UCCAAGCGCCCAGCCGCGGGCCUGAGCAACGACACUCGGGGCCGAGGCGGAGCCGCCGCCGCGCCGGGGCCCAGCCGUCGCCGUCGCCACCGUCCUCGCGCGCCCGCCCGGCUUGGGCCGACCCGCCGCGGCGCGGGAGACGAGCCGGCCGUCCCGGGCCGGGGGACCCGCCCGCCAUGGCCACCAAGGCUCGGGUUAUGUAUGAUUUUGCUGCUGAACCUGGGAAUAAUGAACUGACGGUUAAUGAAGGAGAAAUCAUCACUAUUACAAAUCCGGAUGUGGGUGGAGGAUGGCUGGAAGGAAGAAACAGCAAAGGAGAGCGAGGGCUCGUCCCCACAGACUACGUAGAAAUGUUACCUAAUGAUGGAAAAGAUCAGUUUUCAUGUGGAAAUUCAGUGGCUGACCAAGCUUUCCUUGAUUCCCUCUCAGCAAGUACAGCUCAAGUGAAUUCGGCAGCCUCCAACAGCAGCAACCAGGUCAGCAGUGGCAAUGACCCUUGGUCAGCCUGGAGCGCCUCCAAAUCUGGGAACUGGGAUGGUUCAGAUGGCUGGGGGGCCAAGCCCGAGGGGACUGGCCCCCAGAGAAACUCUGCCAACAACUGGGACUCUGCCUUUGGCCACCCCCAAGCUUACCAAGGACCAGCAACUGGUGAUGACGAUGACUGGGAUGAAGACUGGGAUGACCCCAAGUCCUCUUCUCCUUACUUUAAGGACUCAGAGUCAGCGGAAGCAGGUGUCCAGCGGGGAAAUAGUCGUCCUGGGGCCUCCUCCAUGAAGCUGCCACUUAACAAAUUUCCUGGAUUUGCAAAACCUGGAAUGGAACAGUAUUUGUUGGCCAAGCAACUAGCAAAACCCAAAGAGAAAAUUCCCAUCAUCGUUGGAGAUUAUGGCCCGAUGUGGGUUUAUCCUACCUCUACAUUUGACUGUGUGGUAGCAGAUCCCAGGAAAGGCUCCAAAAUGUAUGGUCUGAAGAGCUACAUUGAAUAUCAGUUAACACCUACUAACACUAAUCGAUCUGUAAACCACAGGUAUAAGCACUUUGACUGGUUGUAUGAACGUCUCCUGGUUAAGUUUGGAUCAGCCAUUCCGAUCCCUUCUCUUCCAGACAAGCAGGUCACAGGUCGCUUUGAAGAGGAAUUUAUAAAGAUGCGCAUGGAGAGACUUCAGGCUUGGAUGACCAGGAUGUGCCGGCACCCAGUGAUCUCCGAAAGUGAGGUCUUCCAGCAAUUCCUAAACUUCCGAGAUGAGAAGGAAUGGAAAACUGGGAAGAGGAAGGCUGAGAAAGACGAGCUGGUGGGAGUCAUGAUAUUUUCCACCAUGGAACCAGAGGCACCUGACUUGGACUUAACAGAGAUAGAACAGAAGUGUGACGCGGUGGGGAAGUUCACCAAGGCCAUGGACGAUGGCGUGAAGGAGCUGCUGACCGUUGGCCAGGAGCACUGGAAGCGCUGCACCGGGCCAUUACCCAAGGAAUAUCAGAAGAUAGGAAAAGCCUUGCAGAGCUUAGCAACAGUGUUUAGUUCCAGCGGUUAUCAAGGUGAAGCAGAUCUCAAUGACGCAAUAACAGAAGCAGGAAAGACUUACGAGGAGAUCGCCAGUCUUGUGGCAGAACAGCCAAAGAAAGAUCUCCACUUCCUCAUGGAAUGUAAUCACGAGUAUAAAGGCUUCCUUGGCUGCUUCCCGGAUAUCAUUGGUGCUCACAAGGGAGCAAUAGAAAAAGUGAAAGAAAGUGAUAAGCUAGUUGCAACUAGUAAAAUCACUCCACAGGACAAGCAGACCAUGGUGAAGCGAGUCGGCACCAUGUCUUAUGCUUUGCAAGCUGAGAUGAAUCACUUCCACAGUAACCGGAUCUAUGAUUACAACAGCGUCAUCCGCCUAUACCUGGAGCAACAAGUACAGUUCUAUGAAACAAUUGCAGAAAAGCUGAGGCAGGCCCUCAGCCGCUUUCCGGUUAUGUAGAACAGAGUGGAACAUGAAGAAGACUCCGAAGUGCUUCCUUCUGACUUGGGGCAAUGCAGUUCAAAGUUUAUUUUUUUUCUCCAUCAUCAGAAAAAAAGAAAGAAAACCAAAAAGAAAUAAGAGUUGGAAAAAGCUGUUUUCUCUAUUAACCAGCCUGAAUGCACUAUUAUUUAGGGUUGGUCUUCUUUUGUUUAUUUCUACAUUCAUUAUUUAAACCAAUGGAAAUCGUCUCUAUUUUUGAAAAGAACUUAAAUUUAUUAGGAUUUUUGAAUGGAGAAUUAGGGGCUCCCCACUGAUAUUUUACAUAUAAUCGUAAUUUAUACAUUACCCAUGAUCUUCCGGUUCUUACCCAAUGUCAGAUAAUUAAUUACUAAUUGCUUUCUUAAAAAUAUGAAAUAUUCCAGAAUAAAAAGACACAUGUUUAUAUAUUUUUAUAACUCCUUGGUCCUCUGGGGUUCCUCUCUGUUCAGGAAGAUCCGCACACCAUUCACUGCGCCAGUGCUUCUGUCUCAGGAGGGAGAGAGCCCAGGGCUCUGGGCACCUCGCCCUGCAUGUGCUGCAGGGGCCAUCUCGUGUCCCCUUGGUGGGCACAGUGGGCACACAGCAAGUGCACCUGCCUGCUGCUCUUCCGUGGAAGACAGUGCUCCCUCUGUGCCCUGCUUCCUGAUCCUGGGCAAGGCGUGUUUAUGCUAGAAAGAAUACAGCAGAAAGGCUGAAAGACCUUUUAAAAAGGCUUUAGCCCCGGGCUGGUGGCCGUUCUGACUCCUGUGCCCAGGAGCACCGGGGGAAGAGCAUCCUCCAGAGCUGCCGCCCCUCCCACUCCUGUCCCUCCACUCGCCAUCAGAGGGAAGAAGUGCUGGGAUGGCCUGAGGUGCCACGUGAUUGCCAUGUGGGCAGGAGGCCAGUCGAGGUUCUCUGAAAAGAUGGAAACCAGAGUUUAGUGCCUGGCCCCUCCCCACCAAAUGGGAGAGUUUGGGGACUGAGAUGGACGGCAGCAUGCCCAGUGUGCAGGAAGGUGCUGAUGAGAAGCCCGAGCGACACCUGUCUUGACUGCCCAGCCUUCCUGGUCACUGAUACUUCCAUUAAGGGCACCAGGCAAAAAAGUCUCGACCUGCUGACCGCUGAUUAGCACCCGCAGGCCGCCCGCUCCACUGUUGCCUUACCACCUCAUCUGUCACCGUCCCUGCUCUGACCCAGUGAUUACAGAAAUGGAAAGUCAGCAGCAAAAACAGGAGAAACCAAAGCAGUAGAUGAGGACAGUAGUCACCUGAGAACCUCCCGCUCUCCAGCAUCACGGGUCUGUCACUGUUUAUAAGUAAUUCUCCCCACCUGACUUUUCCCCUCUAAAAUCCCACAGAACAGUGUUUAUGAUACAGCCAUUUAAUAUAUGUACAAACUGUAAAGAAUAUGUAUAAAUAUUUUACACAAAUGUAAGCAUGUAGAAGCCAACAUAUAAAUAAAUUGUUUAAAAACUGUA
Molecule: messenger RNA, 3435 nt
Organism: Marmota flaviventris (yellow-bellied marmot)
Lineage: Eukaryota; Metazoa; Chordata; Mammalia; Rodentia; Sciuridae
Gene: Snx9
Product: sorting nexin 9
Biological process (GO): mitotic cytokinesis; plasma membrane tubulation; endocytosis
Cellular component (GO): plasma membrane; cytoplasmic vesicle
Molecular function (GO): phosphatidylinositol binding; protein binding
Source: RefSeq, a predicted model, not a curated record